CUUGCUACUAGUCAUACGAUAUCACUGAUUUCGUUUUCACUGACAACAAUGGGUUUAUAGGCGAGGUAGCCAGAGAAGGUGCUUGGAUUUUCAUGAAAGGCUGGUAGAACUUGAUCAACGCUUCACGAUCCUUUGGUGUCAACUUUUAGGCAUUAAUGAAAGAUUAAUUCACUGAACUGGCUGGGUGAAUGUGACCUUGCGCGUUUAGGAAUACAAAGGAGAGCUCGUUGUCCAAUCACAUCUUGAAGAACAGAAUACCUUAUGAAUAUGAACUAUUAUGGGUUCUGGGUAACCAAUGGACCCUCUGGAAAAACCCGGGCAUGCUAAUUUACAAUUGACAGCUACGGAAUUGGAAUCCAGCAACAUCAUUGAGCGAGCAGUAGGUAUGGGUUCGGUUCUGCAUACAAUGGUUCGCAGCUGUAUGCAUAGUUUACUGUCGCUACUUCGCUUUAAAACAUGUAUAUCAAAACCAAAGAGUAAAGUCACUUUGAAAUUAAAUAUGCAGACAAUUUAGCCUCACUUGGAUACUAGUAGGAAGGAACGGCCAACGGCUGAGAAACGAUCAAAGCAGAGCCGAAGUGUAAGCACUCAGCCACUCUCAGAGCGAGGGAGAACGAUGUACCGAGCGUUUUCUUUCCCAAUGACAGCGGAGCGCAGUCGGAAUAAGGAGCGCCUUGAGGCGAGUUUGGCCGGCCUGUGUGAGUUGGAGCUGCUGAAACAGAGGCAGGAAUGCCUGGUGCUCAGUGCCCUCUCGCUCGGGGACUCUGUCCCAGGACUCCCGGCAUGGGGCGAUGUCCAGCCGGCCCGGCCCGUUCCGGAGACAACCGUCUGUGCGUCAGACGACUUUAGUUAUAGGCGCCAUACGAGCAGUCUACAGUGUACUCCAUGUGGUCUGAUGGCAUCUCUGGAGCAGCAGGUUGGGGAGCUGAGGAUGGAUACAGAGGAUAAUGCGGUGGAGGCCUCUACUGAGCUGAUGGACAGUUGGCCCAGAUCAGGUUUCUAUGAGCUGAGUGAGGUCCUUUCUCCUCUGGGUCUCUCUGAUUCCUCUGGGUUUGGAGAGCUCUCCUCCAGCGCUACCCGAGCCAUCCGCAUGGACUAUGCCAACGACCAGCCCAAAUCAGCCGGGGAAUUCUUCGUGGCCAAUCGGGAAGGACAGCCAGAAUCCGGGUCCCGCCCCACAGUCCCCCGCUCCUUCUCGGCCCCCUAUCCCUCCCUGGAAGGCAUCGCCGAGGGGGCCGGCGAGGGGGAAGACGAGGUCUGGGCCUGGGACCACAGCUCGGGGCCAGGAGGAGGGCUGGAUGUGGAGGGGGAGCCCACGGAGGAGGACUACCGUCAGGCCCAGCGUGUUGAGACAUAUAUCCUGAGCCUGAUCCAGCGGCGCGCCCUGCCCCCUCGGCCCGGCAAGCCCCGCACCGCCAUCACCGUGGCCCGCCAGAGCAGCCUCUGCCGCAAGGAGCCCCAGCCUCCACCAGCCGCUGCCUCCAACCCUGAGCACCACCCCCACCACCACCAAGCCGCUAGUCCCCCUCCCUCCGAGGGUCCCCCUGCUUCCUGGGCUUGUCACAUUCUGGACCAGGAGCCGUACGCAUGCAUUGCCUUGCUCCCUGAUGACUCCCCUCUCCACCAUCACCACCCUCACUCUCACUACCCCCAACCAAGGCCCAGACAACCCUUGGCCAACACCCGCUCUGCCUCCCUGGACUCCCCCUGCAGCAUACCUCCAUCCCAGGACCCCAGCAGCCACGAGCCCGACUCACCCCAUCCCUUCCACCACGGCUACCCGGCCCCUCCCCCGCCCCGUUCGCCUCCCUCGCCUGACGAGCAGCUGGUCAACGCCCAGUACAUCCCCGCCCAACCCCUCCGGGCCCCCACCGCCAGGGCCUCCGCACACUCCCACUCCCACAGGGGGGCCCCUGGAGGACCCAAACCCAGUCGGGGCGCCUAUUCUCCAGAGAGGGGUUCCCAACAGCAGCCUGCCCCACAGCAGCUGCAGCAAGCCAAGUCUAAAGCCGCCCCCAAGAAGUGUCGCUUUAGCGAGGAAAGGGAGAGGGAAAGGGAAAGGGAGAGGGAAAGGGAGAGGGAGAGAGACAGGGAGAGAGAGCGGGAGCGGCCAGUAGGCUCCAAGAAGCCUGGAAGACGAGCCUGCAGGUCCCAGUCUGAGAACAGCCUCAAUGGGCAACGGGGCGUCCCUGAACGCAAGUACAACACGGUGGAGAGAGACGGGGGAGGAUCAGGGUCAGGGAGCGGCCGCGGAAGCCAGUCCAAGGGGAGGAGGCCCCAGCCGGGCAGCACAGGCUACCGCCGCUGGCGCUCCACCCUUGAGCUCAGCCAGGAUGAAGCUGAGCAGCCCCCACAGCCGCCCCCAGCUGACCAGGGCUCCAGGCGUACCCGCAAACCCCGGCCGCCUCCCCCACCUUAUGCCUACAUCAACCCACACCCGCAUCAUCACCCCCAUCUGGAGUAUCUGGACCGAGAGCUCGCAGCCCUGUGUCGGCCCGAGGAGCGCUACCCCCACCCGGGGCAGGGCGAGUCCGAGUCGAGCCUGAGUGAAGACUCGCCGGCCUCCAGCUCACUGUCAAGUGACUCAGACGAGAGUGGGGGUCUGGUGUGGCCCCAGCAGCUCCCCCCUCAGCUCUCCUCCCCUCCGACGGCCACCGCUCCAGCUGGGGCCCCCCUGCAGCCCAAAGCCUUCGUCAAGAUCAAGGCCUCCCACGCGCUCAAGAAGAAGAUUCUGCGCUUCCGCACGGGCUCCCUCAAAGUCAUGACCACCGUUUAGAGUGCCGCACAGGACCCGUGCUUAGCAGUUGGGGGUUAAGACAAUUUAGUGUCUCUCUCUAUAUGCACCUGGUUUCCUUUGAGGAGAAGCGCUGUUUGUUUUGAAGAGCAGCAAGUACAGAAGACAGCAAAUUUAACUCACUGCACUGCCUAACUGUACAUACAUACAUAGACUCUUUGGCUUUCAAUGCAUCUAUCACAGGUAUCAGAUCUGCCAUAAACCCUCCUGAACAAGCAAACAGAGCUGAGCCUGAGCUCUAAACUAUGAUCCCAGAUCUGUGAGGCUUUCGGCUAUUGCCUGAGCCCAGCCAGACGGGGUCUGAGACGAGAUAAUAUGCUAUGGGGCUUGAGUUGGGGCUAGUGGUCACUAGGGUGGCUAAAGUAAACAUAAGACUGGGACCCAGAGCCAAAGAACCCCCCCCCCCCCCCCCAAAAAAAAGGCCUUAUCCCCCUAUCAUCCCCCUUUCCCUCCCCCUGACAGAGAGUACUGUGAGCAUGAUAUGUCCCGUCAUGUGACCUGUGACUCAGCAUCAACGUGUCUGUAGUCUAGGUUGCGUUCCAGGCGCGCUACAUUGCAGACAUUGUAUCAACCAAUGGAUAUAUGCCAUGUUAUUAACUGCAUAACGCAGUUGGGUAUCAGACUGCUAAAUCAUAUAAUGUGGUUAGCUGAUACGUUAAACACCUAUCUAGCUGUGAAAUCUGGCGUUGUCAUAUCUGGCAGGAGUAUGCAAUGUAGCCUGGAACGCUGCCCUCCUCUGCACAUGACCACCUGUGUGGUGUGAUUUACCCACUCCUGUAUUUAUGAAUGUAGUCUGUAAAUAAAAUGAGCUGGGACCAUGGAACCUUAAGGGGACCACAGAGGUCUUGUCUCUCGA
Salvelinus namaycush (lake trout) is the source of this 3650-nucleotide messenger RNA. RefSeq names its product dapper 1-like. Gene Ontology annotation, biological process: negative regulation of canonical Wnt signaling pathway. The coding region runs from base 617 to 2776 and encodes 719 amino acids. The transcript has 4 exons. Gene Ontology annotation, cellular component: cytoplasm. Lineage: Eukaryota; Metazoa; Chordata; Actinopteri; Salmoniformes; Salmonidae. The record is from RefSeq and is a predicted model, not a curated record.